GAUUGUCACAGAUGGUGCUCUUAGUGCAGUUCAUGUGCUAAAUUACAGCAAAUGAUAAUGUGAUGUUUAGUGCCCUUUGUUUUGUGGAACAAUGAUGCGAAAUCAAACGUUCAUUGAGGCAGUGCUGGUACUGAAGAGGAGCACAGCACACCUAGCUCGAUUUAAAGCGGGAUUUGGAUUAAAUAGCUUCUGAAAGCCAAUGAGCCUAACCUGCGAGAGGGAGGCAAACGGGGAGGGAGCGGAGCAGUGAUUUUUAUUUCCAACUGGAUCGAAAAGGGGAGGAGGAGGCAUGGAGAAGGAGUUAUUUUGGUAGCAGCGUAGAGCUUGUUUGACAUCUGAAGGCUUCCGGCGCAGUAAAUCUGUUUGUGCGGCACGAAGAAGAAGAAGAAGAAGAGAGCCUCGGUCAAUUCCCGGCUGCAACCCUCUUCGGCUGGACAUGAAAGUGCAGCAGGGCUGCAAUUCAUCAGAAAUGGGCAUCCCCGUUAGAACCGAAGAAGAGCUGCGCAAAAACACCGUUAUAACACCGGAGGAUGUGCUGGGGCUGCAGAAGAUCACAGAGAAUUAUCUUUGCUCUCCUGAGGAAAAUGUCCACAUGAUUGACUUCACUCGGUUUAAAAUCCGUGACAUGGAAACAGGAACGGUCCUUUUUGAGAUCACCAAACCUCCAACACCAGCUGGUUUAAAGCAAUGUGACCCCAACGCCGGCCGAUUUGUCAGAUACCAGUUCACCCCAGCUUUUCUUCAAUUGCGGCAGGUUGGAGCCACAGUGGAGUUCACAGUGGGAGAUACCCCCAUCAACAACUUCCGCAUGAUCGAGAAACACUAUUUCCGCGACAAGCUGCUAAAGAGCUUCGACUUUGAGUUUGGCUUCUGCAUGCCCAGCAGCAAGAACACCUGUGAGCACAUUUACGAGUUCCCCACGCUCUCCGAGGAAAUCAUGCGUGAGAUGAUCCAACAUCCUUAUGAGACACAAUCCGACAGCUUCUACUUUGUGGACAACAAGUUGGUGAUGCACAACAAAGCAGAUUAUUCCUACUGCGGGGGACCGUAGAGAGGCAUCCUACAAUUCCUGUGAUUCAAAACAUUUUCAGGACCAGAGACAACAUGAACUGACGGACAAAUCACGUGCUUUAGAUGCUCAUUUAUCAUCCAUCUUAGCGCAACACAUUCCCACACAGGCACUCAACUGCCUGGACAAUCAAAUACCUCCUCCGGAAGAAGCGGAAAAGUCUGCCAAUUUGCAUCAGUGUGUGGGCAGCAUACAUAUCAGUGUCCACAUGCUGCUGAUUUCAGUCUGCAUACGAUGGCUCAUAUUGGUCAUAAAGGAGUUUGUGUUGCAUUUAUUGUGUUAGUUUGCCACCUAAAAACAAAAAGAAAUCAGCUAUGCAAGCCUGAGAAAUAACAUGGUUCCCUUUUUGAAUAUCUUUUAUGGCAUUUUACAAUUAUGAAAGAUUCAUGAGCAAUAGUACCUUAAAGGGAGAUGAUGAGGGGGAAAAAAUGUUUAAAAAAAAAACUAAAGCAUUUGAGUGAUUGCUGAGAAACCCUAUUUCAGGUUUUUAA
Molecule: messenger RNA, 1560 nt
Organism: Cyprinodon tularosa
Lineage: Eukaryota; Metazoa; Chordata; Actinopteri; Cyprinodontiformes; Cyprinodontidae
Gene: unc119a1
Product: unc-119 homolog a (C. elegans)
Exons: 5
Coding region: 437-1051 (204 amino acids)
Biological process (GO): negative regulation of caveolin-mediated endocytosis; visual perception; positive regulation of protein tyrosine kinase activity
Cellular component (GO): centrosome; spindle midzone; spindle pole
Molecular function (GO): lipid binding
Source: RefSeq, a predicted model, not a curated record